Prorocentrum cordatum is the source of this 602-nucleotide messenger RNA. The record is from the annotation of a GenBank genome assembly. Lineage: Eukaryota; Dinophyceae; Prorocentrales; Prorocentraceae.
CCGCAGGCUGCCCCGCGGAACGCGCGCCGCAGACGCCGGAUUUUGGGCGGCAGGUCCCCGCGGAGGCCGGCCGCGAGCGGCCGCGCCGCGCCCCGUAGCGGUCCGCCAGCGGAACGCGCCGUCGCCGCCUGCGUCGUGGACCCAGGAUGGCGACGCCGAUGGCGCCAUGGAGUUGUGCGAAGGUUGCAGCGCGACGGCCAAUUGGGACCAGAGCUGGUGCUACGUGCAGGGCGGUUCCAUCUGCAAUGGACGGCGAGACGCGCAAGUGGCGCGAGUUCGGUUCCUGCAGCUGCAUGAUGGAGUGGAACUACGAUGGCGAUGCCGACGGCGUCAUGGAGUCCUACGAGGGUUGCAGCGCCACGGCCGAUUGGGACCAGAGCUGGCGCUACGCGCAGGGCGGUUCGAGUUGCAACCAGGCUCAGGACUCCAGCCUGGUCGGCGAGACGCGCGAGUCGCCCCAGACUUCGAGAUGCACAGGCGGUGGACAUGGGCACACCCGGGGCCCUCGGGGGCCGAGACACGUCCACACCCGCCGCCCGCUGGGGCACCAGGACGUGGGGCUCCCAGGCGGCGGGACGCGGAGACCUCCUCGCUCUUCCCCC